This is a messenger RNA of Hydra vulgaris (swiftwater hydra), 342 nucleotides long. RefSeq lists its product as uncharacterized. Gene Ontology annotation, molecular function: nucleic acid binding. Lineage: Eukaryota; Metazoa; Cnidaria; Hydrozoa; Anthoathecata; Hydridae. The record is from RefSeq and is a predicted model, not a curated record.
AUGAUUCGCAGUCAUUCAUGGGCAAGAAGAGGAGUAACACCAAACCCGAUCAUUCACCCUAGGCAACAUAAUGUUUCAAUGAUAUUGGCUGUCAAUGGUUUAAAUAUUAUUCACUGCGAAGCUAUCAGUGUGUCAGUCAACACAGUUUUGUUUCAAGAAUAUAUUGAUGUUAUACAAGUUUUGGGGACAGAGGAAGAAUUCACCCUUGUGAUGGAUAAUGUCAGAAUCCAUCACAAUGUUGAGAUGAGGGCUCAGAACAUUCAAAUAAAAUAUUUGUCACCAUAUUCACCAUUCUUGAAUCCGUGUGAAGAGUUUUUUUUUUAUCUUAAGAAUAACGUGUGA